Messenger RNA from Candida dubliniensis CD36, 1041 nucleotides. RefSeq names its product Sua72p (gene SUA72). Gene Ontology annotation, biological process: transcription initiation at RNA polymerase II promoter; transcription preinitiation complex assembly. The record is from RefSeq and is a predicted model, not a curated record. Bases 1 to 1041 code for a protein of 346 amino acids. The transcript has a single exon. Gene Ontology annotation, molecular function: TBP-class protein binding; RNA polymerase II general transcription initiation factor activity. NCBI's taxonomy places the organism in Eukaryota, Fungi, Ascomycota, Pichiomycetes, Serinales, Debaryomycetaceae. Gene Ontology annotation, cellular component: nucleus; transcription preinitiation complex.
AUGUCAAAUCCUAAUAUUAUCAACAAGAAAUUUACAGGGCCAAACUUGAAUGUCACAUUGAUUUGUCCUGAUUGCAAACAGUUCCCCCCAGAUUUAGUAGAACGAUUCAGCGAAGGUGAUAUAAUAUGCGGUCAAUGUGGACUCGUUCUAAGUGAUCGAAUAGUUGAUACUAGGUCAGAAUGGAGAACUUUCCAAAAUGAUGAUAAGAACACAGAUGAUCCAUCGCGUGUUGGUGACGCAAGCAAUUCAUUAUAUGACAACGAAGAUUUGACAACCAUGAUUUCAUAUGCCCCCAAUUCAAACUCCAGUGGUUCCAAGAAUAACUUGAAUAAAAUUCAACAAAAAAGUCUUGUUGAUAAAAAGAACUAUGCCCUACAGACGGCUUAUCAAAAGAUUUCCGAACUAUGUAAUGGUUAUCAGUUACCUAAAUCAGCAAGUGACGCAGCCAAACAUUUGUAUAAGGCAGUGAGAGAAGAUAGAUUAUUGAAGGGAAAGACUCAAGAUUCAAUCAUGGCAGCUGCUAUCUUAUUGGGGUGUAGAAGAGCUGAUGUUCCCAGAACUCUAGAGGAAAUUAGGGCCCUAACAAAUGUCCCCACAAAACAAAUUGCCAAAGUUACCGGUUUGAUAAAGAAGAUUAUUCGUUCACACCUCAACAAUGAAGAUGCAUCGACAUCGAUAGUGGAUGAAACAAGUAGUUUGACCACCCAUUCUGCCGAAGAUUUGAUAAGAAGAUUUUGUUCUCAUUUAGGGUUAAGUUUGACCAUAACCAGUGCAUCUGAGUAUGUUGCUAGAAAGUGUCACGACCUUGGAGUGCUAGCUGGUAGAUCACCAACAACAAUAGCGGCAACAUCGAUUUUCCUUGCUGCAAAACUGCUUGGAGAUACCAAAUUAACUCAACAGCAAAUAAGAGAUAAAACAGGUGUCAGUAUUGGAACAAUUAAAAAUUCAUACAAGAUAUUACAAGAAAACGCAAAAGAUUUAAUAGACCCUGCCUGGGAAGAAAGCGGGAAAAUGAUGAAAGAAAAUAUUUCCAAAAGCUAA